Molecule: messenger RNA, 1828 nt
Organism: Leucoraja erinaceus (little skate)
Lineage: Eukaryota; Metazoa; Chordata; Chondrichthyes; Rajiformes; Rajidae
Gene: atp5f1b
Product: ATP synthase F1 subunit beta
Exons: 10
Coding region: 65-1618 (517 amino acids)
Biological process (GO): proton motive force-driven mitochondrial ATP synthesis; proton transmembrane transport
Molecular function (GO): ATP binding; ATP hydrolysis activity; proton-transporting ATP synthase activity, rotational mechanism
Source: RefSeq, a predicted model, not a curated record
UUGAUAUAUAUAGACGUCAGCAGCUCCGCGCCCCGUCUUGUCCUUGGCCGCGUCUCAUUCCGCCAUGUUGGGAGCUGUUGCCCGGUGCAGCCGGAGCGCACUGCAGGCCCUGCGGCCCGGCCACCCCCUCCCUGCUGCCGCCGCCGGCCUACACUCGCGACGAAACUAUGUCGCUCAAGCAAAUCCAUCCGCCAAGCCAGGCCUGCCGAAGGGGCGGAUUGUUGCAGUUAUUGGAGCGGUUGUGGAUGUCAAGUUUGAUGAAGGGCUUCCCCCAAUCCUGAACGCUCUGGAUGUGUUGGGUCGCGAGACCAGGCUGGUGCUGGAAGUGGCCCAGCAUCUUGGUGAGAGCACAGUGCGGACAAUCGCUAUGGAUGGCACUGAGGGGUUGGUGCGUGGGCAACAGGUUCUCGACACGGGCGCGCCCAUCAGGAUUCCAGUCGGGCCAGAAACUCUCGGCCGAAUUAUGAAUGUCAUUGGUGCUCCCAUUGAUGAGAGGGGGCCAAUCAACACAAAGCAAUAUGCUGCAAUUCAUGCUGAAGCUCCUGAAUUUGUGGAGAUGAGUGUUGAGCAGGAGAUCUUGGUGACUGGCAUCAAAGUUGUGGACCUGUUGGCUCCCUAUGCCAAAGGUGGAAAAAUUGGUCUCUUUGGCGGUGCUGGUGUCGGGAAGACCGUACUGAUCAUGGAACUCAUUAACAACGUGGCCAAAGCCCAUGGUGGUUACUCUGUGUUUGCUGGAGUGGGGGAACGUACCCGUGAAGGAAACGAUUUGUACCAUGAAAUGAUUGAGUCCGGUGUCAUCAAUCUGAAGGACGCGACGUCCAAGGUAGCGCUGGUGUACGGGCAGAUGAACGAGCCGCCUGGUGCCCGUGCUAGAGUGGCACUGUCUGGGCUAACAGUGGCUGAAUAUUUCCGUGAUCAGGAAGGUCAGGAUGUGUUGUUGUUCAUUGACAACAUCUUUAGGUUUACUCAGGCCGGUUCAGAGGUAUCUGCUCUGCUUGGACGUAUUCCUUCUGCUGUCGGCUAUCAGCCAACUCUGGCGACUGACAUGGGUACCAUGCAAGAACGGAUCACCACCACAAAGAAAGGGUCGAUCACAUCAGUGCAGGCUAUCUAUGUGCCAGCUGAUGACUUGACUGACCCUGCCCCUGCUACAACCUUUGCCCACUUGGAUGCCACAACUGUGCUGUCACGUGCGAUUGCUGAACUGGGAAUUUACCCAGCUGUGGACCCUCUGGAUUCGACUUCACGUAUCAUGGAUCCCAACAUUGUAGGAAAUGAACACUAUGAAGUGGCUCGUGGAGUGCAGAAAAUCCUGCAGGACUACAAGUCUCUGCAGGAUAUCAUUGCCAUCCUGGGCAUGGAUGAGCUGUCUGAGGAAGACAGGUUGACUGUGGCUCGUGCUCGUAAGAUCCAGCGUUUCCUUUCUCAGCCUUUCCAGGUUGCUGAGGUGUUCACUGGACAUCUGGGGAAACUUGUGCCCCUCAAAGAGACCAUCAAGGGAUUUCAGGAUAUCCUGAAAGGUGAAUAUGAUAAUUUGCCCGAACAAUCCUUCUACAUGGUUGGACCUAUUGAAGAAGCAGUUGCCAAGGCACAGAAGUUGGCUGAGGAACACUCGUAAUGCUGUAACAAUCAUCUGGCUUUAUUGUAACUUGUAUGGAAUGUCUUCAGAUGUAUUGUCUUCAUAACAUAGAUUCAAAAGCUAUUUAAUGUUUCUACAUCGGAAGAAUAAUAAAAUUGUUCUGUCUGAAUCUGAAAUACAUGUCUGAAGGAGUCAUCAUAAAAAGAUAGUGAUCACAGCACAUGACCAAAAUAAACUUAUCAGCUGUAA